ACUACGUAGUAUACGGAGCAGGGCUACACUUUUAGGCAAAGCAUUCGGAGCUUGUAUCGGUGGUUUGCUUGGUUUUACAUCCUGCGACACCAAACCUGUCAAGGAGAACGAUCGACCGUUCCCACCUUUCUUCCACUCUGUCAAUCUCAGUCAAUCUCAAUCGAAGACGGAAACAUCUCCUUUUCUGAAAAGAAACUACCGAAUUCUGUUCUGUAGAUCAUCUUGUCCUACGUGGGCCGGCCCUGUUGCUUCGAGAGUCGAGUUUGCUCAGCUGCAAACAACUCCUAGCCAACUAUCAGAUACCUCGACGGCAACUUCUUUUCGGCGUCGGAUUGCUCAAGCAGCCAUCCGCCAAACAAAACCUAUCAACUUUGGAGACUGCUGUUCGAUUUUAAUAGCGUUGCUUCACUGUUCUCGAUUGUUAUUACAGACAGAGCGUUGCGCCUCUAUUAUCUUAACACGACAUUGACCACCGAUUCCGGCAUUGUGCAGAUUUGUCUUACCUUUUUAGCAACUGACCAUGACCUUGUGAUAGGUAGCGAUAGUUUGGAGGCCACGUUAUUUGGUAUUGUCGCUCAUUCAGAAUUGUCGUGGGGUUGAAGAUAUAUAUCUUUUCACCAUGUCGCUACCUAAACCGUCGGUGUCAUUGACGGGCGCUUGUAGCGUUCUCUUCAACAAUACCCUCUAUUCAUACUCGAGUGCGGGAUUCGAGUCAUUGGCUUUGGAAGACGGUGCUGAAUGGACAAAAUUAGCCAGUGGUCAACCAGUUGAAGGUGGUGUUUGUGUCGGCUCGACACCGAAGGAUUCUUCGACGGCUGGCUUUUUUGUCGUAGGUGGGCAAUCAGGUUCAGCGGAUUAUCCAGGUCUUCAAAAGUUUACAUAUUCUACCGGAAAAUGGGCGACUAUAACACCACAGGUUUUGGUCACCCAAAAUCGAACUUGGCAUAGUGCGACAUAUAUCAACAGCAGCGAUUCGAUUUUGAUAUAUUCGGGAUCAACAGAUGGACAACCCAAUCUGUCUUCGCAAACCUUCACGGUCACUGCAUCCGAACCUCAUUCGGUACUGGCAUUUCAAUCGACUAUUUCGCCUCCAGGUGUCGCACCCAUCCUUCUCCCAUGGUCGGAGUCACAGGCGGUAUUGAUCGGCGGCAACCCUACUAACACAAAAGUGAUGCUCUUUGACCCGGCCGCUUCUUGGGCCGAUUCAGGGAUAACACUCGCUGAUCCGUUACCGAAAAAUUCAACCUCGAUCAAGGCUGCUAUUAUACCUGGUGAUGAUGGAAGUAAACAUCUUUAUACAUUCGACCUUACUACCUCGCCAAACACUGUCAACAGGACAAUGUUAUUAAAUGCAGGCGCGGCUCCCAUGGCAAACGCGGCCCCUGUUUCGACAACUGCUUCGACUCGAAGAUCGGCGAGAGAUGGUGAAGAAAUCGAGAAACGAGCACUUACGGUUGCGGACUGGCCGAAAUAUAACUCCACUUUAGCACCGCAAAAUACGAGAACUCAAUACUCGAUAGCUACCGACUCGGAUGGCUUAGUAGUAAUGUCUGGUGGUAAUGAUGAUGAAAUAUUAUGCAUGUUUAAUGCGAAAGAGAACAGUUGGAAGAACGCAACAGCUGUGUUUGGACAACAGAAGGGGGUCUUUUCCAUCGAGUCGUCGUCAUCAACAUCAUCGGUUUCAAGCACUACUCCGACGUCUACAGCUAGCUCAUCUGAAGUUCCUACGUCCGCCAUUACUGCGGCGGCUGCUGCUCCCACGACUACUUCGGAUGAUGGAAGCACUACACUGGCUCCGACAACCCUCUUAGGCGUAGUGUUGGGCACCAUUUUCGGGUUUGCCAUUAUCUUAAUGGCCUUAUUAUUCUGGAUUAAGCACCUCCGGAGAAGGCAGAAUUUUGUUGAAGCAGGGCAUGCGCGAAGAGCAAGCGGAAUACCAGACGAAAAAGAUUUCUUUAGUCCGGAACUGGCGAAGGCUUCAGGCGGCCAAUUCCGAGGGCAUGCUCCGCAGGACUCGGCCGGAUCUUUCUCGUCGAUGGCUAUAUUGAUGGGCAAGGUCCAAAAGCCUGCCCUACAGCGCAAGACGAGUAACGACACGAACCGCAGCUCCAUCGGCAGCAUGAAUAAGCAGCAAUUGAAGAAUACCAUAAGCCGACCACAACCCCAAAUAACUCCGGAACCGCAGUUUAUUGUCAGUGAUGAAAAGGGCGUUUCUUUCGCCGCCACCACGAAUGAUCCUAAGCCCCGUGCUAGACCUGCGGUAAACCGAGAUGGAGAGUUAAGGAGGAGUUCUGGUUGGAAUCGGUAUUGGUCUGGUGGCAGCGCAUUAUCUGUCCUCGGAUUCGGAAACAGUAAUUCACGCCGUGAGACUGGUGCAUCCGAACCAAGCUCUGUAUAUUCCGACAGGAACCGUAUGACGCAAGACUCUGCUACAGUCCCGCCAUUACAAGUUGUUGAAGGGCGAGCAGAGUUAAAUCGCGUUCACUCGGCCAGUCCAACGGUUGCGCAAUAUAAUCCGAUGAUAUCAGAGGGAAUGUCUGGUCAAAUAGAACGAUCCGCGUCCACCGCGUCGUCCUCGGGUUACUCUAGUGGUAUCCCGGCUAGCGUUAACGAUACCUGGGAUCCAGCAAUGGCGAAGAAGAAGUGGGGGAACGAGCGAGCGCCUAGCAGUGCUUACAGUCAAAGCAUUUACCAGACAGCCCUUGGACCACCUAACACAAUCCCGGCCCCGACUGGUCUGUCAUCGCAACCGCAGCUCGCUAUGGCAUCUAAGUCAAACGACUUGAGCUGGUUGAACUUGGGAGAAAAUAAUCAUACGUAUAAAUAAGUGUCUCUCAUGACCUCAACCUACCGUUCCCUUUUAUCAUAUCCGUCAUUUUAAUGAUUCCAUUACGAUAAUACCAUUUCACGACUCUCGCUUAUACCCAAUUCUCAUCGACGGAACAAAAUUCCCGGAUUUAUACGUGAGGGCUACGCCACAGAAUAGACAGAAGGGGUCGACCAGAAGAAAAGAGUACCUUCGUUCAGACGUUAUUCAUCAAAAGCUGCC
Messenger RNA from Annulohypoxylon maeteangense, 3049 nucleotides. RefSeq lists its product as uncharacterized. The coding region runs from base 620 to 2827 and encodes 735 amino acids. The record is from RefSeq and is a predicted model, not a curated record. Gene Ontology annotation, molecular function: protein binding. Lineage: Eukaryota; Fungi; Ascomycota; Sordariomycetes; Xylariales; Hypoxylaceae. The transcript has a single exon.